GUGACUUACUUCACCUCUCUGUCCAGACAACUGGAGUUUGAGGGAAACACCAAGAGUGUGAUCCCGCUCGUCUCCAUAACCUAUUUCUUAACAAUAACCUUUUCAGUCAUCUCCUGCCUAAGACUGAGCUGUAUAAGAAACAAUGUCUGGCUUGCAUGCUGUGGAGUGAUUUCUGCUGGUUUAGCUGUGUUAAGCAGCUUUGGAUUGCUGCUCUUCUGUGGAGUGCCGUUUGUGGUCACAGUAGCAAAUGCACCGUUUCUUAUUCUCGGAGUUGGUGUUGAUGAUAUGUUCAUCAUGAUCGCUUCCUGGGAACAAAGUUUAAGAAAAAAAGAUAAACCUGAUGUUAAAUCUCUGCUGGCUGAGACUUACUCAGAAGCAGCACUUUCUGUGACCAUCACCACUCUCACAGAUGUUUUGGCCUUCUUCAUUGGCACCUGGACUGCUUUCCCAUCUGUGAGAUCAUUUUGCCUCUAUACAGGCACUGCCUUUGUCUUCUGCUAUAUAUAUACCAUGACCUUCUUGGGGGCAAUUAUUGUGUUAAAUCAUAAAAGGGAGCAAGGAAACCGUCACUGGCUAACUUGUAUGCCUGUGGGAGUAGAUAAAGGCCAGGCUGAGAAGUCCUGCCUGUACAAUGCUUGCUGUAUAGGCAACUGUUCUGGGCAGUCAUCUCAGCCAGAAAGUGAACAUCCAAUGACCAUGUUCUUUACAAAGUAUUAUGGCCCUUUUUUAACAAAUAAAUGGAUCAAGUCACUUGUGGUGUUGCUGUAUGGAACAUAUUUGGCUGGCAGUAUUUAUGGAUGUACUCAGAUCAGGGAAGGUAUCGAUCUUAGAAACCUGGCAAAUGAUGACUCUUACGUUAUUCCAUACUAUGAUGACGAUGAUGAAUACUUCUCAGCAUAUGGGCCCAGGGUCAUGGUGGUUGUUACUGAAAGUGUAGAUUACUGGAAUGAGACUGUUCGUCUUGGCAUUGAGAAGUGCACCCAGGAUUUAGAGGGCAUUUCCUAUGUAGAUAAGAAUCUUUCACAUUCAUGGCUGAGAGCAUACAUAGAAUAUGCCAAGCAACAGUCACUAAAUAUAAAUGAUAAGGGUAUCUUCAUUAGUAACUUAACUGGACUGUUCCAAUAUGUUCACACUUUUGAGUGGGACAUUAACAAGACUCACGAUAAAAUAGAAGCUUCACGUUUUUUCAUCCAGACUGUGAAUGUGACCUCAGCCAUUGAUGAGAAGAAUCUUGUAAAUCAGCUGAGAGACACAGCCAAGCAGUGCAGCAUUCCAUUAAUGGUGUACCACCCAGCAUUCAUCUACUAUGAUCAGUACCUGGUAAUAGUGCAGAACACCAUCCAGAAUGUCAUCAUUGCUGCCGGGGCAAUGCUUGUUGUCUCCCUUUUGCUUAUUCCCAACCCACUGUGUUGCUUGUGGGUGACUUUUGCUAUAGCUUCUGUUAUAGUUGGUGUUGCUGGUUUCAUGACAUUUUGGAACGUUAACCUAGAUUCCAUAUCCAUGAUCAACCUGGUCAUUUGUAUAGGGUUUUCAGUGGAUUUUUCUGCUCACAUUUCGUAUGCCUUCGUUGUGAGUAGAGAGUCAUCAGCCAACGACAGGGCAGUCGAAGCUCUGUCCUUGCUAGGUUACCCAGUAUUACAAGGUGCAGUUUCUACUAUAUUAGGAGUAGUUGUCCUGGCUGCAGCAAAAACCUACAUCUUUAGGACAUUUUUCAAGAUCAUGUUCCUUGUUAUUUUGUUUGGGGCUCUUCACGGUCUUGUUUUUAUUCCGGUGUUUUUAACCUUUUUUGGAAACUUUGGCAGAAUACCCCACAAUACUGAAUGUAAAACGGAAGCACCUAGAUAUAGAGAUGAUGAAGAUUGUCCGUGA
Messenger RNA from Nestor notabilis (Kea), 1869 nucleotides. RefSeq names its product patched domain containing 3 (gene PTCHD3). Lineage: Eukaryota; Metazoa; Chordata; Aves; Psittaciformes; Psittacidae. The record is from RefSeq and is a predicted model, not a curated record. The transcript has 3 exons. The annotation marks the transcript as partial. Gene Ontology annotation, cellular component: membrane.